Protobothrops mucrosquamatus (brown spotted pit viper) is the source of this 1125-nucleotide messenger RNA. RefSeq names its product cytochrome b-like. Gene Ontology annotation, biological process: mitochondrial electron transport, ubiquinol to cytochrome c. The transcript has a single exon. The record is from RefSeq and is a predicted model, not a curated record. NCBI's taxonomy places the organism in Eukaryota, Metazoa, Chordata, Lepidosauria, Squamata, Viperidae. The annotation marks the transcript as partial. Gene Ontology annotation, cellular component: membrane. Gene Ontology annotation, molecular function: electron transfer activity.
GUUAAUUUUAAACUAUCGAUUUGUGGUGUCGGCGAUCUAUUGUUUUUAUUAGAGGGGAUCGUGUUUAACUUGUUUCGAUUAAAUGUAGUAGAUCUUCCCACGAAUAUUUCUUUAGGGUAUUUGUGAUGUAGAGGUUUUAUGAUUAGGGGGUUUUUGGUUUUGCAAAUAUUGUCUGGUGUGAUAUUGUCUUUGUUAUAUUCUUGUGGUUCAAAUGUUAGAUUUGGUUGUGUUAUGGGUUUUAUUGGUGAGGAUUUAUUUAUUUGGUUAAUCCGGUAUUCUCAUAUUUGGGGUGCUUCUUUUAUUUUCUUUUUUCUUUAUUUGCACAUUGGUCGUUCGUUGUAUUAUUCUAGUUAUUCUAAGGUUGGAGUGUGGAAAAUUGGGUUUAUUUUGUAUCUUCUCAUGAUGAUUGAGGCUUUCUUAGGGUAUAUUCUUCCUUGGCAUCAAAUGUCUUAUUGGGCUGCUACUGUAUUAACUUCUGUAGUCGCUAGAGUUCCUUUUGUUGGAGAGUACAUUUAUCGUUACAUAGUGGGUGGUCUCUCUGUUAGGAGGGUCACCCUUGUCCGUGUUUUUUCUGCUCAUAUUUGUCUAGCUUUUGUUAUUGUUGGUUUGAGUGUGAUUCAUUUAUUUUAUUUGCAUGUGGCUGGUUCAAAUAAUCCUUUAUCUAUUCCGGGAUACGGUGAUGUUGUUCUGUUUCAUGGGUUUUAUACUAUUAAGGAUGGGUUUGCAUUUUUAUCUUCAGUUUCUUUAUGUGUUUUUUUUAUGUGAUUGUGUCCUGAUUUGGUAGUUGAUACGGAGGCUUAUAUUGAGGCUGAUCCUUUAGUUACUCCUAAGAGUAUUAAGCCCGAGUGAUAUUUUCUUCCUUUCUAUGCUAUGCUUCGUUCUGUAGAGUCGAAGAUUGGUGGUCUUUUGUUGGUUUUAUUAUUUUUAUUUAUUUUGUGAUUGCCUGCUUGUAAAGAAUCGUGUUGUUAUUAUACUUCUCGUCAGUUGGUGUUUUGGAUUUUGGUUUCUUUAUUUGUGUUGUUGGGUUAUUUAGGUUUGAGCCAUCCUGAGUUUCCCUAUACUUCCGUAGGUAAGGUUUCCUGUGUUUUUUUAGUGUUGUUGUUAUGUGUAUAUAAGAGUUUCUGA